Messenger RNA from Mucor velutinosus, 3102 nucleotides. RefSeq names its product peroxin (gene PEX3). The transcript is spliced from 3 exons. Gene Ontology annotation, molecular function: protein binding. The coding region runs from base 1 to 3102 and encodes 1033 amino acids. Gene Ontology annotation, cellular component: endosome. The record is from RefSeq and is a predicted model, not a curated record. Lineage: Eukaryota; Fungi; Mucoromycota; Mucoromycetes; Mucorales; Mucoraceae. Gene Ontology annotation, biological process: protein transport to vacuole involved in ubiquitin-dependent protein catabolic process via the multivesicular body sorting pathway.
AUGGCUACACCGCAAAUACCCUUUAUAAGUGCCCCGUUCAAGAAAACAGACGAUGUCGACUGGGUUCAUCCUCUCAAGAAAUACAUUGCUCGCUUUUACCAGGAUGAUCCCGAGAAAUACAAGGAGGAAACUCAAUCAUUCAAUAGGUUACGCCAAGAUAUCCGUGGUGCAGGAAAGGAUUUCACAGGUAGAGACCUUCUCUACCGUUAUUUUGGUCAACUCGAGCUACUAGAUUUGCGUUUUCCUGUGGAUGAGAAGCAUGUCAAGGUUUUGUUCAACUGGUACGAUGCUUUCAAUAACCGCGCCAUCUCACAAUACUCGCUCGCAUUUGAAAAAGCAAGUGUCAUCUUCAACGAAGCAGCUACACUAUCUGCUAUUGCAAGUUCUCAGAACAGAGCUGAAGCUGAGGGCCGCAAAAAAGCCUUCCACUACUUUCAAGCAUCAGCUGGCAUGUUUCAAUACAUCAAUGAUAACUUUUUACAUGCUCCGUCUGAAGAUUUGAGUCGUGAAACUGUGAAUAUGCUCUCGGAAUUGAUGCUCGCUCAAGCGCAGGAAUGUUUCUUGGAAAGCAGUAUUCGUGAAAAGACUAAGGAUGGGUUAAUUGCUAAACUAGCAAGCCAUGCUGCGUGGGUAUAUGGUAAUUUGGUGGACUCGCUUGGUGAUGCCGUCAAUCGUGGCAUGGGUGUCGACAAGUCUUGGAUUGUGCUCUGUCAAGUUAAGCAGAAAUACUAUACUGCGGUUGCCCAAGAGCACAAAGCUGCCGCUUGUGAAGCAGAGGCCAAGUAUGGUGAGUGUGCUGGACGCUAUGCGGCUGCUGAGUCUGCUGCCAAGGAAGCUGUCAAACUAGCCAACAACCUGAAUUCGGCUCUUUUAUCCUCCAAUCAUGCCAAUAGCACAGUUCCCUCUGAGGGUGGUGCUGCUAUUCAAGAGCUCUGCAAGAACAUGAGUGCCAACUGCACCGAGAAAUUGACUGCAGCUAACCGUGACAAUGACAUGAUCUACCACGAAACUGUGCCUCAAGAAUCCAUUUUGACCCCCAUCGAUCGUCUCAAGGCUGUCAAGGUCAUUCCCAUUGCUGAGCUGUAUAGCCCUGAUGAGAUGAAGAAGGUGAUUGGCGCUGAUAUCUUUUCCAAGCUGAUCCCUAUCAGUGUUCAUGAAAGUGCUUCGCUUUACUCCGAAGAGAUUGCCAAACUACUUCGAUCAGAGAACGAGCGAUGCGACAUUGCCAAAGCAGAGUUGAACGCUUCUUUGGAUUACAUGAAACUACCCGGCUCUCUCGGUAAAUUUAAGCAACAACAACAGCUCAACUCUUCGCUGGAUGACUAUGCUACACCACCCUCUGAUGUCAAAUCUUGGGCUGAUCAGAUUGCCGCCGAAGAAUGUCGCUCGCCUAUUGCUGAACUGCUCAGCACAUUGACCACUCUCAAGACCAAGGCGAGACAAGCUUUGGAUGAGGCUAGCUUGAAUUUAGAUAAGGAAAUGAGAGAUUGUGAACAAGGAAGAGUGCAGUAUGCUGAUCAAUGGACACAACCUCCUUCAGGCCCGAUUACCAUUGAAUUCAGACACGACAUCGCCAAUCAUCAUCGUACGCUGGGUGGCGCAUCGCAAUCUGACAAUCAGUUGAUGGGCAAGUAUGAUUCUGUGAGACGAAAUAUCGAGAUUUUGAAGCAUGGAGGUCAAAGCAGAGAGCUGGAAGGGGCUUAUGCCGAGUGCAUUUCAGCUAUUGCUGGAGGUAACUCGCCAAAUAAGAAUACUGGUGUCAACCUACUAGACGUCGACAUUGCUGUUGAGAGUGACAAGAAGGAUGGCGAUUUGAAUGAAAAGGUGAAACGCAUUGAAUUUAUCAUUGAAAAGCUGCGUAAAAUCGAGAGCGAUCGUGAAGACACUUUCCGUGAUUUAAAGGAUAAGACGAUGCAAGACGAUAUCUCUCAACUCUUGAUCCUCAACAAAAAAGCCAAUGUCGAGCAGCACAUCUUUUCCACCGAGUUGGAAAAGUAUCGACCUCAUCAACAGCGUAUCUCUGCUACCAUUCAGCAUCAACAACAAGCUAUCCAAGAAUUGACAACAGCUUUCAAGGAUCUGAUGGAAGGAAAGGAGGCUCAGAACUUGCAAUCACAGCACGACAAAGCGGAUCGCCUUCGUCGCAAUUUGACAGCUGAUUUCAACGAAGCUAGAUCAGUGUAUAACGAAAUCAAGGACGGUUUGAACAGAGGCAUCCAGUUUUACUCUGGUAUCCAGGAUACUGUCGAUUCAUUGCAACGGAAUAUUCAUCGCUUUAUUACUGAACGUUCCAACGAAAGAAGUCGAUUGAUGGACAGCAUUGAAAGCAACAAGAGCUCUCUUGAACAAGAACUGCUUCGUGAGACUUUGAGCAAGUAUGCUACUGCACCACCUCCACCUGCUCCUCUUCAGUCAGCCCCUUCCUCAUCCUCCAUGCCGUCUACUAGCAUGUCUCACUUGACAAACCAAACGCGUCAAAUGUCAAUCAAUGAGCCUACAGCUCCUUCCAGUGGUUAUACGCCUGCUCCUCCACCAAAGCCCCAAGCUUUCGUUCAACAGCAACAGCAGCAGCAAUACCAUCACCAGGCGCCUGCUCCUCCUCCACCAACCAACACUUCACCUUACGGUAUCUACGGUUCCAACAUGCCACCUGCUACAUACCACCAGCCGCCAUCUCCUUAUGCUCCUACGCCUCAAUCUCCUAUGCAACACAUGCCUCCUCCUCGUCCCAUGUAUAACCAACAGCAGCCAUAUCAACCUCCUCCUAGUAACUAUGCUGCUCCGCCCCAACCUCAACAGCAACAGCACCAGCACCAGCCACCACAAGGCUACUACGGUAACAUGCAAGCACCACCUCCCUUGCCUCAACAGCCUCAAUAUCAUCAUCAAAUGCCUCCUCAACAACCUCAAUAUACUCCUCAAAUGCAAGGACAUCCUCAUCAAGGUUAUCAACCUCAAUAUCAGCCUCAACAGCAAUGGCAGCAGCAACAGCCUCCACCUCAACAACAACAACAACAGCAGCAGCAGCAAUGGCAACAACCAAUGUACCAACAACAGCCACAACAAAGGCCUCCUCCUCCUUCGGGAAAUUUGCUGGAUUAA